AUGAUCUCAAUCUUCCUCGCCGAAGAGCUUGAGCGAGCUACGACAGAUAUACCAGACACCUACUUCCUCCAAUAUUUCUGCGAUAGCAGGAGGGAUGAGUGUAAUACAGGUGUUGCGAUUCUUAGAGGACUACUCUUCCAACUUUUACAGCUGCAACCAAAGUUAAUCGACUACAUUCUACCACGCUUCGAAGUCGAAAAGUCAUCUCUAUUUACACUGGAAACACUCUGGAAAAUCUUUGAGGCUAUGAUUUGCGAUGCUAUGCGUAGUACUGGCCACGAGUCUUUAGUGCGUCUACUGCUUGAAAAUGGAGCCGAGAUUAACUUGACGGGUGAGCUAGAGAGAGGUUCUAGAGUGACUGCGCUAUUCUGCGCAGCUGCGAGGGGGCACAUAGCUGUUUUACAGCUGCUGCUUAAGAAAGGUGCGAAUGUUCACGACGAGAGCGAGACACUAGGCUACUUUAGAGGGACAGCGCUGGUCUGGGCCGUUGGAAAAGGGGACAAAGAUGUUGCGCUGCUGCUAAUUGAGAACAAAGCAAAUUGGCAGGCAAAGUGCGAGUUCGAUGGGCUCACACUUACAAUGCUCAUGAUGGCAGCUAUUGGUGGAAACGUGGCUAUAGUGCAGCUGCUACUGAGGAAGGGGGCGAAAAUUGACGAAGAUUGA
Molecule: messenger RNA, 663 nt
Organism: Pseudogymnoascus verrucosus
Lineage: Eukaryota; Fungi; Ascomycota; Leotiomycetes; Thelebolales; Thelebolaceae
Exons: 2
Coding region: 1-663 (220 amino acids)
Cellular component (GO): cytoplasm; nucleus
Molecular function (GO): protein binding
Source: RefSeq, a predicted model, not a curated record